AUGACCCAAAACGCGCCAGACGAAACACUCGCAUUGCUCACCCGGUUGAGCCAGAAGCCCGGCGUGCAGAGCACUCUCAUACUGUCGCGCGAAAAUGGCAACAUAAUACGCACUUCUGGCCUCAUCUCGAAAAGCUCGUCAGCAAACCCAAAUAGUACCCUCCCAGCUUCUGGAGAAUCCACGUCCGAGAGCUACGCGAACGGCAGAAAGGAAAGCGGGAUUCAUAGCGCAGAAGAUGUCGCGAGCUCGGUGUGGUCGUUCUUGGCCGCAGCAGGAAGUCUUGUCGAUGAGCUAGAUAAGGAGGACGAAGUGAAGCUUUUGCGAUUGCGAACAAAGAAGAAUGAGUUGGUCGUUGUACCAGAUCCCAAGUUCAUUCUCGUCGUUAUCCAUGAUACUCCUCCUGCCUAG
Molecule: messenger RNA, 408 nt
Organism: Bipolaris sorokiniana ND90Pr
Lineage: Eukaryota; Fungi; Ascomycota; Dothideomycetes; Pleosporales; Pleosporaceae
Exons: 3
Coding region: 1-408 (135 amino acids)
Biological process (GO): microtubule-based movement
Cellular component (GO): cytoplasmic dynein complex; cytoplasm
Molecular function (GO): dynein intermediate chain binding
Source: RefSeq, a predicted model, not a curated record